CGCAAUUGACCCCAGGCGCCAUUUUGGAUUUUAUUGGGAUUUCCUCCACAGGUAAAGAUGUUGAGCUGAGGUGUUCGUACAUUUCUGUUCACUAUGACGAAAUCUGGUAUCUGACGACAUUUUCUUUAGUUAUUUGCAACAAAGCAGACUCUUUUAGUCUGAGAAAAUGGUACUGAACGCCACCAUGUCGCCGAACAACGCCUCGGGAACUCCUUCGAUGGUGAGCGGACUGACAAGCACGGUAGCGACGACACUUGCUGUGGCGAACACCACACACAUCCCGCCCAAGUUGAACCCCAUCUUCCUGCAGACGAGAGCGGCCCAAGCUGUUUCAGGCGUAUUUGUCUGGUUGGCCGUCCUCAUAACAGGACACCAGGUCUACUGCCACCUCCGUUAUUACAACAACCCCACAGAGCAGAAAUGGAUCGUGCGUAUAUUAUUCAUCGUUCCCAUCUACGCCUUCGACUCCUGGCUGAGUUUGCUAUUCUUCAACCAAGACAGUUACUACGUCUACUUUGACAGCGUCAGAGAUUGUUAUGAGGCUUUUGUGAUCUACAACUUCCUCAGCCUGUGUUACGAGUACCUGGGAGGGGAAAGCCAGAUCAUGUCAGAGAUACGGGGCAAGCCUAUAGAGUCCAGUUUUUUCUACUGCACAUGUUGCCUGGCAGGCAGACAGUACACCAUCGGCUUCCUGCGAUUCUGUAAACAGGCCACCCUGCAGUUCUGUAUUGUGAAGCCAGUCAUGGCCAUCCUCACCAUUGUCCUACAGUCAGUCGGCCUCUACCAGGACGGAAACUUCUCGCCGACGCUUGGGUACCUGUACAUCACCAUCAUCUACAACAUCUCCAUCAGCCUGGCGCUGUACGCACUGUUCCUGUUCUACUUCGCCACCAAGGACCUGCUGGCCAUGUACGACCCACUGCUCAAGUUCUUCACCAUCAAGGCUGUCAUCUUCCUCUCCUUCUGGCAAUCUGUCCUGCUGGCCAUCUUUGAGACAGUGGACAUCAUCAGCCCCAUCUACUCGGAGAACGGGAAGGAGCGCAUCGGGACCGGCACCGUGGCCGCAGGGUGGCAGAACUUCUUCAUCUGCAUCGAGAUGUUCUUUGCGGCCAUCGCGCUCCGCUAUGCCUUCCCUCACAACGUGUACACAGAUGACCAACACGACAUGGAGCGCCGGGAGCCCAUGAAGAGUAUCUCCAGCAGUCUGCGCGACACCAUGAACCCCAACGACGUGAUCCAGGACACCGUGCACAACUUCUCCCCGGCCUACCAGCAGUACACGCAGCAGAGCACCUCCGACAAGGAACUGGACAAGCCUCGCAACGGCGGCCACUUCGGACGCUCCUCGGCCACCAACGAGAAGACAAUGCUGCUCAGCUCCGACGACGAGUUGUAAACUGGUGGCUGAGUGACCCCGCAAUGCCUUCCCCGUUGUAUCUUGAUAAGGUGGUGUUCAUGUGUGACAAACACAGUACUGCAGUCGGGAUGUUGUACGAUUCUUUUAGGAGGUACUUUUCAUGGGCCAAAAUGGAAAUUUCCAGCCUACAUGUAAUUCUGCUAGUUUGAUUACUCCCGUGUUGUAAAGGAGAUGUUGAUAUUUGAAACAUGGGUAAAGGUGGCUGUAAGUGAAACAUCAUAGCUACAGGUAACAUCAUUAGGAAGUAAGAACAAAGAUGAUUUUCAUACAUGUCAAUAUAUAUACAAUAUAUGCUAUCACUGUUUAGAAAAGUUUGUAUUCUUUAUAGAAGAAAAUUUUGUUGCAGAAAAAAUUAUGGUCCAAUUUAAGAUGCUUUCUUGGUGACAUUAGAUUAGACAUUAAAUCAGAGGCUCAAUGAAUAUUGCAGUAAUGUAUGAAACCCACCUGUUUAUCAGAUUGACACUUUAAGGGUUCACCUUCCCCAUGCUAAGGUAGCCUUUUAUCUACAUGUUUGUACUGGUCAAGGGAUAAGGGGACAGUGACAAGGCGAAGUACCACACAGAAUGUGUGGGAUGUGUUAUGCUCAUGUUUACUUAGAGAUAGUCUCACAUACUCUCAUCUCUUUUCCAAAAUCAUUUUCUUUUAGGAUCUUGUGUCUCAAGCAAAAGUUGUAACAUUGUCAAAUCAUUUGACAAACAUUAGUAAGUUCAUUCUCUUGCUAACAUUAAGAAGAUGGGUAGUAAUAAGGAGAUUAAAAUUUUAAAGAAAAAAAUAUGUGAAAUUCUGCAGUGCUAGAACAUACUCAAGCAGAUCGUUAACAUUGUUUUUUAUCAUAGGGUAUGUCAUAGAUUUGUGUCAUAUAAGUAUAAAGUCUUGGAAAUUAGAUCACGUUUGAUAAUGGCCAGUGGGAAUGUGCUAUGUCCCUUGGUGCAGGGGUGUGCCACAUGUACAGAAGUAUGUGCAGCUAUGUUUGGUCUUAUGUGCUUGGAAGUAAUUACGAAGGUUUAGUAGGAUUUUAGUGGGAUCAAUUUGCUUGAUGUGUGUGUUGCUGCUGUUAUUUUAAAUCAUAUCUGUUAAUAAAGGGAUCUUGUUAAGUAAGUCGUAGCCUCAUAAACUCAGCCAAAGUAACAUUGGCAGUUAAUCUGCUUAUUGUGAAGUACUGAGUGCAGUUAACUUUAAACUGCAGGACCACAACUAACAUUCCUUAACUUCCUUUACCUCAACCUUGCACUAAAUCAGUGGAAAUAUAUUGCUGCAGGACAAUGGUCAAAUAAUUUGUUUGAAAGUAGUGUAGUAGCCUAAUAGAAUUUUGCAUGUAAUGUCUGCUUGAUCAUUUCAUUAUGUACCACAUAUAGUAGGUAUAUUUGCUCUAGAGACUACUGUGGAAAAAUGCAUAGCAGCAUUUUGGAAGUCAGGAAAUAUACAAGUGCAUGUCAAGUCAACCAAGUCAUGUUCAUUAAUUUGUAACAUGUUGUAAUGGAUCACUAGUACUGAGGCUCUUCUGUGCUAGUAUCAGACUUGGUUGUACUUUUUACUGUAUUUUUUUCUUGGAGUGAAAAUCUAACCUCAGAAAUGAACUGAAUGAUUUAGAACUGACUGCUGAAAUGUUCUGCCACUAGUGUCAUGUGCCUAGGCAUUACAAUGUAUUUUCAAGCAAAGUGACAUUAGUGAUUGAGAAAUACAUGCCUGUCUCUUGAUAUGGCAUCAGUGUAGCAAGGCCGAAAUGAUGUUAUGUUGGCUGACAUAAAACUGUACCAUAUAAGGACACUAUUCUUACACGUGUAGUGAGUACACUACUGUGUGCUAUCUCCUUUCGAUAAACAUAUCCCUGAUCCCCCACUGUACUUAACAUAUGCAGUGUAGAAUGUAAACUUGUACAUAGUUAGCUGUUGCACUUUUUGUAGACUGUAUUUUCUCCCCUGUAUAGAUGUAAGCAGCUGUUGGAGCUCUCCUAUCUCUUACAAAGACCAACUUUUACAUUAUAACCAAUGGCUCUGGUGUACCAAGUCCUUACUGAUGUAUGAACCAAACAUUAACACAAGAUGAUGUGCUGUAUACAGACCUGAUGAUCUGAUUCAGUCCCACCGAGUUAUGUGUCAAUGUUAUAACCUUGACUGGCAUCAAGCCUUUGCUAUUGUAUCAGUGCUGAGGACUGGACUCUAGUGAUAUAAACUGUUUUGUUUGUAGGGUACUUGUUAGUGUAAUUGUCACUGUGCUUGGGUACCUGAUUAUUAUACUGUGAUGUAAGAGAUAUAUGUGGAUUGCAUUGAUUUAUGUACAGUGAUUACGAUUGCAACCAAAUUCCUUAUUUAUAUGGUAAUUUGUACUGUUUUGUAUUGAUGGUAUUUUGUUGUAUACAUGUUAAGUGGUUAGAAUGAGUCCAAAAAGAUAUGCGAUUGCUAUACUGUCAGGGUUAUUUUUAUCUUCUGGAAGAUCCUAAAGGUCUUUUGGGAGAGAAGAAAUGGGAAGUUGAUAAGUAGAUAUUAUCCAACAGAACUUCAGAAAGAAUUAAAUGUGAAAAAAAUUCCAAA
Messenger RNA from Branchiostoma floridae (Florida lancelet), 3948 nucleotides. Its product is annotated as transmembrane protein 184B-like. The record is from RefSeq and is a predicted model, not a curated record. The coding region runs from base 167 to 1396 and encodes 409 amino acids. Gene Ontology annotation, biological process: transport. NCBI's taxonomy places the organism in Eukaryota, Metazoa, Chordata, Leptocardii, Amphioxiformes, Branchiostomatidae. The transcript has 8 exons. Gene Ontology annotation, molecular function: transporter activity.